AUGAAGGGCAUUGCUCGCUCUUUCGUUUUUUGGCCCCGUAUUAACGCGGACAUCGAACAAGUCGCUAAAUCCUGUACCGACUGCGCCAAGCACGCACAUUUGCCACCCAAGUGUAAAGAUCAUCACUGGGAAUAUCCAAAAGGACCAUGGGAAAGGAUACAUAUAGAUUACGCAGGACCAGUCGCAGGUGCCAUGCUCCUAAUUGUCGUUGACGCUUAUAGCAAGUGGGUGGAGGUGAGAGUAACCCACACAACUACAACAACCGCAACAAUUGCAAUGCUGGACAACAUCUUCGCAUCAUAUGGAGUUCCCACUACAAUAGUAUCAGACAAUGGAACUCAGUUUACGGCCGAGGAAUUUAAGACUUUCUUACAGUCAAGCGGAGUUAAGUAUCACAAACGCAUAGCACUGUACCAUCCGGCAACGAAUGGUCAAACCGAACGUUAUGUCCAGACGGUCAAGAAUGCACUAGCUACUAUGGGCACAACACCUGGAUCAUUACAAUCCAAUCUUAAUCAGUUCCUCCAACAGUAUAGGAAAGCUCCGCAUGUAACAACAGGCCAGUCGCCUGCGCAAUUAUUCCUUGGACGCAACAUACGUACUAGGAUAGAUUUAGUACGACCAGAUAACUUACAUAUGAAUAACACGGAGAAACGGCAAGUCACGCUUAAUCUGUCGUUCCGAGAGUUCCAGCCCAAGCAAACGGUCUAUUUCCUGUCAAGUAACCCUCGUCUGGAUAAAUGGGUUAAAGGUAGGAUUGUCUCACGAUUGGGCGAUCUACAUUACGAAAUAGACUAUGAGGGCAGACGCUUCAAAAGGCAUGUGGAUCACAUUCGCGCCUUUAGUGAGAAAAAAACUGAGGACCAGCCUAAUGGCACAAGGCCAAAAGAGAAGGAUAAGCCUCGUAGAGUUCAUUUUUAUGAUAACGAUAUUGCAAUCAUUCCCCAAGCUAAGUUACAGGUACCACUGUCACCACGAGGACCACCUUCACCACCGAGUCCGUCUACUCCAGAGGAGUAUUAUUAUACACCACCCUCAACUCCGUCUUCGCAAGGGUCUCCACCACAUCAAAUACAAGCACCUCCAAUAUUACGGAGAUCUACAAGACAUCGCCACCCUCCACUUCGUUAUUCACCGAGUUAA
This is a messenger RNA of Cyphomyrmex costatus, 1143 nucleotides long. RefSeq lists its product as uncharacterized. Lineage: Eukaryota; Metazoa; Arthropoda; Insecta; Hymenoptera; Formicidae. The transcript has a single exon. The record is from RefSeq and is a predicted model, not a curated record. Bases 1 to 1143 code for a protein of 380 amino acids. Gene Ontology annotation, biological process: DNA integration. Gene Ontology annotation, molecular function: nucleic acid binding.